AUGCAAGUCAACAGCUCUCCCUCCGGAGGCGGCUCGACCGUGGUAAUUGAAAUGCCUUCCACCACCCAUCAAAGAGUACAUUCGGACAAAGAUAUUCCCACCUCCUCAGACACAUCCGCUGGUGCCUUACCGCCUCAAUCCACCUCCAUACCUCAACUACAAAAAUGGAACUCUCCUCGGACCAACAUGUGGCGGUGCUUGGCCACCUUCUAUUCGUUUGUCAUCCUGGGGGCAAAUGAUGCUGCAUACGGAGCUCUCAUACCUUACCUCGAGACUUGGUAUAAUGUCAAUUACACGGUGAUUUCUUUGGUGUUUUUGAGCCCAAUCGUUGGUUACACAAUGUCGGCAUUACUGAACAAUCACAUUCAUACCGUUUAUGGACAAAGGGGAGUGGCCUGGAUAAUGAGCAUGUCACAUUUGGGCGCAUACACUGCUAUUUGUCUUCAUCCUCCGUACCCCGUUUUGGUGGUGGUAUUUAUCCUGGCAGGAUUCGGAAAUGGAUUAGGGGAUAGUGGGUGGAAUGCCUGGAUCGGCGACAUGGCCAAUGCCAAUGAGGUCCUUGGCUUUCUCCACGGCUUCUACGGUCUGGGUGCCGCCAUUUCCCCUCUCAUUGCUACCACCUUGGUGACGCAGGCCGGUUGGCGAUGGUAUGAAUUCUAUUACCUCAUGGUCGGGGCAGCAGCACUUGAGGUGGCGUUUCUCGUCGGCACCUUUUGGAAAGCGGAUGCCCGGGCGUAUAGUGCUGAACACCCACAAAUGGCCAACCUGGGCACUUCCGGCUCCAGCACUCCCACCACCAAUGAUCAUAUCGACCACACUCGCCCAGCCGAGGGUCAAAGAGGCAUCUUGUCCAAGCUGAGUCCGUUUGGUAAAAGGGCCAAAGGCAAGAGUAAGACCGCUGAAGCGGUCAAGAACAAGGUCACCAUUCUGGCCUCAAUUUUCCUGUUGAUCUACGUGGGGAUCGAAGUCGGCAUUGGAGGAUGGAUUGUCACCUUCAUGCUGCGAGUGAGAAAGGGUUCCCCAUUCGGGUCGGGACUGACAUCGAUGGGAUUUUGGCUGGGGAUUACCGUGGGUCGAUUGAUCCUCGGGUUCGUCACGGCUCGACUGUUUGAGACUGAAAAGCAUGCGGUGGCCGUCUACCUGGUUUGCAGCGUGGCAUUGCAAUUAAUGUUCUGGCUCAUUCCGAACUUCUUCGUGAGCGCGGUCAUGGUUGGUUUCCUGGGCUUCUUUCUGGGGCCCUUAUUCCCCGCGGCCGUUGUGGCAUUGACCAAGCUCCUCCCGAAGAAGCUGCACGUCGCCGCCGUGGGGUUCGCCGCCGCCUUUGGAGCCAGCGGGGCAUGCGUGCUACCGUUCGCGGUUGGGGCCAUUGCGAACGCCAAGGGAGUUACGGUGCUACAACCCAUUAUUCUCGCUGCCCUCGUGUGCUGCUUAAUUGUGUGGCUGCUGGUGCCAAGGUUGCCCAAGCAAAGGAUGGCAUAA
Messenger RNA from Rhinocladiella mackenziei CBS 650.93, 1479 nucleotides. RefSeq lists its product as uncharacterized. Lineage: Eukaryota; Fungi; Ascomycota; Eurotiomycetes; Chaetothyriales; Herpotrichiellaceae. Gene Ontology annotation, molecular function: transmembrane transporter activity. Gene Ontology annotation, biological process: transmembrane transport. The coding region runs from base 1 to 1479 and encodes 492 amino acids. The record is from RefSeq and is a predicted model, not a curated record. The transcript is spliced from 3 exons. Gene Ontology annotation, cellular component: membrane.